Messenger RNA from Syngnathus typhle (broad-nosed pipefish), 2990 nucleotides. RefSeq names its product bromodomain, testis-specific (gene brdt). Gene Ontology annotation, biological process: positive regulation of transcription elongation by RNA polymerase II; chromatin remodeling. Bases 1 to 2778 code for a protein of 925 amino acids. Gene Ontology annotation, cellular component: nucleus; chromatin. The transcript has 18 exons. Lineage: Eukaryota; Metazoa; Chordata; Actinopteri; Syngnathiformes; Syngnathidae. The record is from RefSeq and is a predicted model, not a curated record.
AUGUCUGGUGUGGAAGUCUGUCUCGGCAACCCGCCUCCGCCUGAGGUGGUCAACCCAAAGCGACCAGGACGCACCACCAACCAGCUGCAGUACCUGGAGAAGACGGUGGUCAAAGCUUUGUGGCGACACCAGUUCUCUUGGCCCUUCCGCCAGCCCGUAGAUGCCAUAGAGCUGCAUCUUCCUGAUUAUUACACAAUUAUCAAGAAUCCAAUGGAUAUAGGCACCAUAAAGAAGCGACUUCAGAACAAGUAUUACUGGAAAGCGAUGGAGUGCAUCCAAGAUUUUAACACCAUGUUCACUAACUGCUAUAUGUACAACAAGCCCCAAGAUGACAUUGUUUUCAUGGCCCAGACGCUGGAAAAGCUUUUUCUGCUUGAAGUCGCUAAAAUGCCAACAGACGAAUGUGAAGUCCUGCAAGACGCCACAAAAGAAGCAAGCAAAGGAAAGAAAAGCAAUGCUGGUUCGUUGAAGCCAAGACCGGUUGUGUCAAAAGUGGUCCUCCAGCAGACGGCAAUGGUCAUCCCGCCAGAUGCACCUCUCCUGGAGUCACCUGACGCAGUUCCAGCACAGAUGGAUGAAAGUAUCAACACAGUUAACAAGAGAAAACUCGACCCUGUCCCUUCAGCGGUAACAAGCAGCGUCAGUGAGCCGCCGGUGUCCUGCGCGCCGCCGGUGUCCUGCGCGCCGCCGGUGUCCUGCGCGCCGUCCUGCGCGCCGCCGGUGUCCUGCGCGCCGCCGGUGUCCUGCGCGCCGCCGGUGUCCUGCGCGCCGCCUGUGAGGACGGGCAGUGGGCGGCCCAUCAAGGUGCCAAAGAAAGACCUCACCCCUCUGGAAAACGUGCAGCCAAAACUGUCCGAGCCCCUGCGGCACUGCGACGUCAUCUUGAAGGAGAUGUUCUCUAAGAGGCACUACGCCUACGCGUGGCCCUUCUACACACCCGUAGACACCGUGGGCCUGGCACUGCACGACUACCACAACAUUAUCAAACAGCCCAUGGACCUGGGCACCAUCAAGAAAAAGAUGGAGCAGCGAGAGUACACAGCUGCGAAGGAGUUUGCUGCUGACAUCAGGCUGAUGUUCUCCAACUGCUUCAAGUACAACCCUCCUGCACACGAGGUCGUCUACAUGGCCAGGAAGCUGCAGGAGGUUUUUGAGGCACGUUACGCUAAGGUUCCACAGGAGCUGGCGGGAUGCUGCGUGGCCCGCUCCAUCUCGGCCCGUUCCUCCUCGUCCUCCGAGAGUGAGAGCUCCUCCAACACGGAGAGUUCAUCAGAGGAGGUCGCCGCGCAACUGGCCAACUUGGAGGAGAAGUUGAAGGCGGUGAGUGCCCAGCUCAGGAGACUCACCGAGGACCCCUUGAUGAUUCCCAAGAAAAAGGACAAGUUGAGAAAAGAGAAAAGGGCCAAAGAAAAGGACAUCACUCGACACAAAUCUUCCAAGUAUGAAUGUUCCGUGGAGAAAAACAUCAAGAAUUCUGCUUUGUAUGUAUGCUUUGAUAUUUUUCUUAAGGGGAGCGUGACUUUCCGAGACAAGACGACACCGCUGACUUACCGGGAUAAGCAGCAACUCGGGCGGAAUUUGGCAGCUUUUUCCUCGGGCAAGUUGGCAAACAUCAUCAAGGCCUGCGACGCCCCGUCGCCUUGCUUGACCUCCAGAGAGAUGCCGACGGUUAACUCGGAGAAGAUGAAGAUGUCCGCGCAGAGGUGCCUGCAGAGGUUCGUGGUGGCGUGCCGAUGGAAGAAAUCUGGCCAGAAGGAUUGCUCUGUCAAGAAGCUAAUGGAGAGAAGCACUGAAGCAACGCAUUCAGGCAAGUUGAAGGAGGCCAGGAGAUUCAAGAUGCUCAUGAAGCCGCUGCCCCACGUAAAAAAGAAGAAUGCAGCCGCCAAACAAGCUGAUUCUCCUGACUUUAUCUGCCCGUCAGCGCUCAGCGGUAGCAACUCGUCACCUACUUCCUGCUGUAGCGGCGACAGCGGCAGUAGCUCCCCGUCUUCUGACAGCGCUCGCUCAUCUUCUGUGGCUGUUGAGGCUUUGAAGCUGCCAGGGUGCCAACGACUGCUUGUCACGCUGCAGGCUGCCACUAGCAAGCUGACCCACAGGGGGCGCUCUGACCUGUACCAAAUGCCGUCUCCUGAAACUAUACUGGUCUGGGCCACCACUGGCUUUGAGGCCCCCAUCCUGUCACCGUUGGGGAAGAGUCCACUGCCUGCAAGAGAUGACAUUACAACUGGUUUCAAAUGCCCUGAAAAUGUUCCUGACAGUCAAGUGGCACAUGUGACGUCAUCUUCCAAUUCUCCCAUUAAAUCAACCCUACAGGAAAAGAAUCCUAAAAGCGACAUAGUUCUGAAAAACGCUGAGUCAUGGGCCCGACUGAUGAAGCAUUCGUCCGCCAUCCCGACCACCAUCAAGUCGUCCAAAGAGAGCUUCCAGCAGUUCCGGAAGGCUGCCAUGGAGAAGGAAGAGCGUGAGAAGGCGCUGAAGAAACAGUUGGAGGUUCCAGAAAAGCGUCCGAACAAAAAUCCGCCACCGUACAAAGAAGAGCUUCCAUCUCUCGGGAGCUGCGUCCUUCUGGCAGAGACGACACCACACGUCCCCGGCACCGGCGAGCAGCCCACAUCACCCGUGGAGACCUGGCUCGGGACCGCCUGGUCCCCCGCAAGUCGAGCGCGGGAGCUGGCCAGGAAGAAGGAGCAGGAACGUCGCAGACGUGAAGCGAUGUCAUGCAUUGACAUGACCAUGCAGCAGGACAUCAUGACCACUUUUGAACUCAACCUGGACUAAAAAGCAAAAGUCCUGAUGAGAUUUACUUGAAACCUUGAGUCUCCUCUGGUGAAUACGGCCAAGCCUUGCCCUUGAGAACUUCCGCACUCCUACACUUUUGGCACUUCUGCGUUUGGGGAAGGUCCCUGAACGUGCGCUGUUUGUUGUCCGCAUAGUGCCUUUUUGCAGGUUUGUGUUAUUGAAAAGAAAAAAUGCACAUAUGGAAGUAUGUC